Oncorhynchus kisutch (coho salmon) is the source of this 2029-nucleotide messenger RNA. It is a transcript of the gene ca10a, whose product is annotated as carbonic anhydrase Xa. NCBI's taxonomy places the organism in Eukaryota, Metazoa, Chordata, Actinopteri, Salmoniformes, Salmonidae. The coding region runs from base 666 to 1709 and encodes 347 amino acids. The record is from RefSeq and is a predicted model, not a curated record. Gene Ontology annotation, molecular function: carbonate dehydratase activity; zinc ion binding. Gene Ontology annotation, biological process: one-carbon metabolic process. The transcript has 12 exons.
ACACGUGCCUGCGCAUCAUUUUCUGACGUCCGCUAAUCUGGAAGCUCUCUCCCUGGGCUCGUGGCAUAGCCUGGUACUCGCGUGCCAGAAGACUACCGUCACAAUUUUUCACCUCGGGAUAAAAAAGGACAAAAUCAACAAUUAUACUCACUUUUAAACCCCGUGUAUAAGUUUUUGGGGACUCGAUAGCAUCAGUCAGAUUCUUUAUUUUACAUUAGGAUAACAGUAUUUUGAUUUGACAUUUUUCUCAAGAACGGAUAACGAGGACGAUACUUCGACCACGGUUGUGUUACACGGAAUGACUGAAACUCAUCUUUUCAAAAUCGCAACUGACGCAAGGAAGGAGUGCAUUUUUGGACGGUCUUGGUGGGGCACAUAGGAACUCUACUACUGUAUGAAAUGCCUACCAACUGACUUUUGCUUCCAGGAUUGUACCUUUGGUUCUAUAUUUGGGUCUAAAGUUCAGUGGUUCUGUCAUCUGGGAUUGUUGUUUUGUGGGAGAGUGUGGCGUCAUGACUUGGAGAUAGAUCUUGCUAUGAGUCUGGCGUGGAAAAUACCUCUUGGAAGGUGUGCAGCGGGCUACAGACGGGGAGGAAUCGACAUCGGCAACUGAUAGGCUACCCCUGUUUUUACCGAGCGUAAUGCACCUGGCAUGAAGACAGAGAAUGGAUAUUAUAUGGGAACUAUUUAUUAUUCUUCACGCCAAUUUCAUCAUCUGUAUAUCAGCUCAGCCAAAUGUACCUAAAAUACAUGAGGGAUGGUGGGCGUACAAGGAGGUUGUUCAGGGGAGUUUUGUACCAGUGCCGUCAUUCUGGGGGCUAGUGAACUCAGCUUGGAACCUGUGCUCCGUGGGGAAGAGGCAGUCUCCCGUCAACAUCGAGACCAGCCACAUGAUCUUUGACCCCUUCCUCACGCCCAUCCGGCUCAACACGGGAGGACGCAAGAAUAUCUGCCGCAGAGAAGGAGGAAACGCUGAUGGACCAUGUCAGGUGGGCGGGACCAUGUACAACACGGGUCGCCACGUCUCACUGCGAAUGGACAAGGAGCAUCUUGUGAAUAUCUCUGGUGGACCAAUGACAUACAGCCAUCGCCUGGAGGAGAUCCGGCUGCACUUCGGCAGCGAGGACGGACAGGGCUCUGAACACCUUCUCAACGGACAGGCCUUCUCAGGAGAGGUUCAACUUAUACACUACAACCACGAGCUGUAUACAAACUACACAGAGGCAGCCAAGAGCCCCAACGGACUGGUCAUAGUGUCUAUAUUUAUGAAGAUUGCGGAGACUUCAAAUGCGUUCCUGAAUCGAAUGUUGAACAGGGACACCAUCACAAGAAUAACAUAUAAAAAUGAUGCGUAUCUACUGACGGGCCUGAACAUCGAGGAGAUUUACCCAGAAACGUCUAGUUUCAUCACGUACGACGGGUCCAUGACCAUCCCGCCGUGCUUUGAGACGGCCACGUGGAUCCUGAUGAACAAGCCAGUGUACAUCACACGGAUGCAGAUGCACUCCUUACGGCUGUUGAGUCAGAACCAGCCGUCUCAGAUCUUCCUGAGUAUGAGCGACAACGUUCGCCCGGUCCAACCGCUGAACAACCGCUGUAUCCGGACUAACAUCAACUUCAGCAUGCAGGGCAAAGACUGUCCCAACAACAGGGCCCAGAAGCUCCAGUACCGAGCCAAUAUAUCUGGGCAACUGCUGCACAAAAUGUGAAUUUUACACCUGAAGCGUAAAUACAGUGAGGGCAAGAGUGAAUGAGUGGCUGCUAAAGUAGUCUCCCUUGGAUGAGCACAGAAACAAGAGUCAAAGACAGAGAGAGAGAGAGGAACGAGAGAAGGAAGAAAACAACUGGAGUCCGACCAAGGCUGCAUCCCAUCUAAGAUUAUUUCAUGGCAUUGUAAAAAAGAGAAAAAAAGAAACUGAACAUAACCAAGUAAAAUACUUUGCGUUGCUUUGCAAAGAGACUACAACUUUUCAUACGUACAUCGACAACUAUUUGUCCAACACAUGCUAACACACCCACCCAAUACAAA